GGGACAUCUAGUGGGGAAAAUAUGAUGUUUAGUGAAAAGUGGAUUGUUAGUGUGGAAUUUGAGUGUGCGAAACAAUUUGGAGUUAUGGAUACGAUAUGCUGAACUCUGUGAUAUUAGUGAUAAAGUGCAUUAGAGUGUAGCCAAAAUGACAGCAAAGGAUAUCAAAGAAAAGACAGAAGAGCCUACCGAAGGCUUCAACCUCGACGGCAUCCUGUGUGAGCUGGGCAGCUUCGGCAAGUACCAACUGCUUCUGCUGCUGCUGCUCUCCUUCCGGGACUCAUUCCUCGCCAUGUGUAACUUUAACUACGUGUUCGCGGCCGCUGAGGUGCCUUACAGAUGUGCAGUACCAGAAUGCGAUUCAAUAGACUCAAGCUUCAACGCGUCCUGGUCGGAGUUUGCAUUACCCAACGCAACCAAUACGUGCUACCGAGCGGCUCCGUUCGCGCUCAACGUUUCCAGCCAGCGAUGGAACGCGACCAACUCGUGUAGCCCGGAUUACUUCAGCGCCCGGGAUACGGUGGCGUGUGAGCGCGUCGUAUAUGAAAACUACAAUAGUGUUGCGGCUGAGUUCGACCUUGGAUGCGAGCCAUGGAAGCGCACCAUGAUCGGUACCGUCCACAACAUCGGUCUCAUCAUCUCCUACAUACUCUACGGCUUUGUUUCUGACCGCUACGGUCGCAAAGUCAUCAUCGUCGGCACCCCCAUUCUCGUAGGCAUCGUGGGAUUGGUGAAGUCGUUCUCAGUCAAUUACUGGAUGCUGCUGGCUCUGGAGUUCAUCGAGACAGCCUUUGGAUACGGAAACGCUUCUAUGGUGCUUUCCUUAGAAGCCGUCAGCCAAAACGGCCGCGUCGCUUUCUCCUGCAUCUGGGACAUCUUUACCAACAUCGGCACAGCUUUCUUCGGCCUCAUCGCCUGGAAGGUCCCCUACUGGCGCCACCUACUCCGCGCCAUCUACGCCCCACUCCUAGUCGUGGUCUUCUACAUCUUCUUAAUAGAUGAGGGGGUACGCUGGCUGCUGGCUCAUAACAAGAAUGAUGAGGCUGUGAGAGUGUUGAAUAAGGUCGCGAAGAUAAAUAAUGUGGAGCUCUCUAAUAAAGCGAAGCAGAUGAUGAAGUCGAUUGAGCAGGCGAAGAGCGAAGAGAACAACAACACGCCCUCCUGCUCCACCAAGCACCUCCUCUCCGUCCUCCGCUCCCGCACCAUCCUCCUCCGCCUCACCCUCAUCUCUGCCUGCUUCAUCUGCCUCUCCUUCGUCUACACUAGCGCCAUCAUCUACUCGACGGGUAUCUUCGGCAACAAGUACCUUAACUACUCCGCGCUGCAGCUAGUGGCUGUGCCCACGCGCAUCAUCACUGCGCUGACCUUGAACCGCUUUGGGCGGAAAGCGCCGAUCUGUGUGGCGUACUGCUUAGCUGGCGUGUGUUUUAUUUCCUCUGCGUUUGUGCCGAGCUCACUCAGCUGGCUGUCCGUAGUCCUCUACCUAGUCGGCAAGAUGUGCAACAGCUACGGCAUGUUCUCUCUCUACGUCGUCAGUAUAGAGAUCUUCCCUACCACUGUGAGAAACUCGCUAGCCAAUGUGGCGAAUACCGUGGGGCGCAUUGGUGCCAUAUUGGCUCCACAAGUUCCUCUACUCGAGAAAUACAUGCACGGCUUGCCCAGCGUGGUGAUCGGGCUGGUAGCCUUCGUGCCCGGUCUGUUAGCUCUCCUGCUACCAGAGACAAGCCGGUCACCGCUGCCUGACGACAUUCAGCAGGCUGAGAAACUCGAUCAGACUGAAGACGAUGUUAAAGUUUGAGUGAUACUGAAAAAGACAUCCUAAGACUAGUGAAAAGUUUGUUGUACGUUUAUGGGUGGACAUAAAUGACGGAUAGCUUAAUGAAAAUGAUGUGAAGAAAGACAUUUUAAGAUUGAUUUGUGAAGAAUUUGUUGUACAUUUGGUGGACAUAAUGGCUGAAUAGUAUGCUAAAAUUUAAGUGUGUACGACGAUAAUGAAAAAUUCAUCGUAUAAUUCUGCGUGGGCAAAAAAGAUUGCUGAAAAAAGCGCUAAAAUUUGUUUGUGUGAAAAGACUUCUCUUCUUUCUCGAUCGCGAGACACUGCAUUCCCAUGUAUGCAGCGUCUCCACAGCGUGCGGUCAUGCGCCAUGUGAGUUGCGCGCUGCAUGCCGCCGCCAGCUGGUUACAUCUGACCAUCUCAUGGGUGCUACCCUGAGCACGCUCGCUAUCUACAUACUUGUCCCAUAAUGAUCAGCUUCUCGAGUGUAUGCUUAUCGGAACGGAAUGUCCGAAGAACCUGAACGCGCGUUCUUGGCAUAUUGUGGAGGAAUAGUUCAUACUCCCCACCACAUACCCUGCCCACCACCAGAGCGUCCACGUGUGGGAUUUAUUAAAUAUCUGUCUUGAAUACAUUUCUGGCUACGUAGCCGAAUGGCACAAACGCUCACGAAACGCUCACGAAACGAAAAGCUCGUAGAUAUCUCUAUCGCUCUUGCGUAUUGGCGCGAUAGAGCCAGACUAACCUUUCGUGGCGUUUUGCUUUCGUUUCGCGUCGCAGAAAUGCCAUUUGGCUACGGCACCUGGGCCGACCAAAAUGGUCCGUCAUGACUAGAUGUUAUUAGAACCGAUCAUUUAUUUCAUGACGACAAUUUGAAAUACGGACAUAGAUAUUGUUCAAUCGCAGUGUAAUGAUGAAUGAAUGAUAGAUAGCUAGAUUUUUUACGGUGAUUAGACUAAUAGGAGAUCCAAGAAAGGAUGGAACAGUGCCUUAGCAAUUUAGACUUUAAUAUUGACUGUGCCAAAAUAAAGAUAUAUGAUACGUUAUGGUGCUCAUAAAAUGUGUGUAAAUAAAACAUAGUUAUUACUUAUUAUGUAGCUUGAGAUUUGUGAUAUUAAUGUGGUUUACUUGUGAAUUUUUUAAAUAUAAGUAGGUACUGUAAUUAACUAGCACCUAAACUUUGGGACGUACAAAGUUAUACAAACUUGCCAUUAUCGCAAAACAAGUUGUGGUCGAUUUAGUAUUAGAAGUACUACCUAUAAUAAUUAAUAAAACACAAUCUUUAAAUAAUAUUAUUAUGGUUUUGACAUUACACCAGUCACAAUAGAAGCAUGGAGUGGAUUGGUAAACUACUCUUUCUGAGAGAAAUAUUGUUUUUACAUCUCUCAGCCGCUGAUAUUUCUAGCAAAAAUUGCUAAAGCGAAUCCUUUAAUAUUGAAACAUGUCAAAACCAAAUAAUAUUAAAUUCCAAAAAGCAUCCGACCUUAUUUAUUUGAAAUUCCAACAAACUUGUGAUGGAAGUGCUCGUAAAGCAUAAGGACAUAACUGAAAAUUGUGUCACUUAACUUCAAACUUGGGUGGAUUAACUUCAAUCCAUUCAGCUAUAAGAUUGAUUAUCUUUCAGAUCAAUAUUAUAUUUUUUAUAUACCCGGAUUUACCCAAAUUUGAAGUUAAGCGACACAAUUUAUCUAUUUUGUAUACAGCAUGUAUUUAUUGUACAUAUUGAGUGUCCAAAUUAGAAAUAAGUUUAAUAAUAAGUCGUUAUAAAAUCGCAUUUAUACUGGAUUGCAUCCCAUUAAAUACAUACAUACAAUCACGCCUGUAUCCCAUAAAGGGGUAGGCAGAACACAUGAAACUACUGCAGUUUCAGUGCCACUCUUAGCAAAUAAGGGGUUGAAAGAAAACGAAACUGUG
Molecule: messenger RNA, 3685 nt
Organism: Leguminivora glycinivorella
Lineage: Eukaryota; Metazoa; Arthropoda; Insecta; Lepidoptera; Tortricidae
Product: organic cation transporter protein-like
Exons: 10
Coding region: 146-1795 (549 amino acids)
Biological process (GO): transmembrane transport
Cellular component (GO): membrane
Molecular function (GO): transmembrane transporter activity
Source: RefSeq, a predicted model, not a curated record